UCUUCCUCUUCCUCUUCCUCUUCCUCUUCCUCCCUCCUCCCCCUACACUCCCUCCUCACCCUCGCCUACCUCUCUUCUUCACCACCAUGUCCGCCUCCGUCUUCGACGUCUCCGUCGCCCCCGCCGACGCCCUCUUCGGCGUCCUCGCCGCCUACAGAGCUGACCCCUCCCCGACCAAAGUCGACGUCUCCGUCGGCGCAUACCGCGACGACAACGGCAAGCCCUGGGUCCUCCCCGUCGUCCGCAAGGUCGAGGCCAUCAUCAGCGCCGACCCCUCCGUCGACCACGAGUACCUCCCCAUCACCGGUCUUCCCGACUUCACCGCCGCCGCCGGCAAGCUCGUCCUCGGCUCUGACGCCGCUGCCAUCAGCGAAGAUCGCGUCUCCUCCGUCCAGACCAUCUCCGGCACCGGCGCCAACCAUCUCGGCGCCCUCUUCCUCGCCCGCCAUCCCCCCGCAAACAAAGUCGGCCCCACCACCGUCUACAUCUCCAACCCGACCUGGCCCAAUCACAAGCAGAUCUUCUCCAACGUCGGCAUCGUCCUCAAGGAGUACCCCUACUUCGACCCCAAGACCCUCGGCCUCGACAUCACCGGCUUCCUCUCCACCCUCGAGUCCGCCGAAGCCGGCUCCAUCAUCCUCCUCCAUGCCUGCGCUCACAACCCCACCGGUGUCGACCCCACCCAGGACCAGUGGAAGCAGAUCGCUGAGGUCAUGAUCCGCAAAAAACUCUUCCCCUUCUUUGACUGCGCCUACCAGGGCUUUGCCUCCGGCGACCUCGACCGCGACGCCUGGGCCGUUCGCUACUUCCUCUCCCUCGGACUCGAGCUUCUCGUCUGCCAGUCCUUCGCAAAGAACUUUGGUCUCUACGGUGAGCGCGCCGGCGCCCUCCACGUCGUCUCCUCCUCAAAGGAGACCUCCGUCGCCGUCAAGUCCCAGCUCGCCGUCCUCCAGCGCUCAGAGAUCUCCAACCCUCCCGCCUACGGCGCCCGCAUCGUCGCCCGCGUUCUCAACGACCCCGCCCUCUUCAAGGAGUGGACCGAGGACCUCAAGACCAUGGCCGGCCGUAUCCAGGUCAUGCGCAAGGUCCUCUACGACAAGCUGAUCGAGCUCAAAACCCCCGGCUCCUGGAACCACAUCAUCGACCAGAUCGGCAUGUUCUCCUUCACCGGCCUUACGCCCGCGCAGGUCGCUAAAAUCACAAAGGACUUCCACGUCUACUUGACUGCCAAUGGCCGGAUUUCAAUGGCUGGUCUCAACUCGAAAAACGUCGAGUACUUUGCCAAGGCUGUCGACAGCGUCGUCCGGACUGCUUAAGCUAUCUCUUACCUUUCUUUUAUUUUUUCUUUUCUCUUUCAAUCUCGGUUGCUACGCUGUCUAUAGACAUGACGCUUGCUCGUUCUAGCUGUGCUAAACGACUGCUUCACUCUUAUUCACUCCUUGAAUAGCAAUUCUUCAUAACAUAUUACAAAA
Myxozyma melibiosi is the source of this 1472-nucleotide messenger RNA. RefSeq names its product pyridoxal phosphate-dependent transferase. Gene Ontology annotation, molecular function: L-aspartate:2-oxoglutarate transaminase activity; pyridoxal phosphate binding. The transcript is spliced from 2 exons. Gene Ontology annotation, cellular component: cytosol. Bases 87 to 1316 code for a protein of 409 amino acids. Gene Ontology annotation, biological process: L-aspartate biosynthetic process. Lineage: Eukaryota; Fungi; Ascomycota; Lipomycetes; Lipomycetales; Lipomycetaceae. The record is from RefSeq and is a predicted model, not a curated record.